Trichomonas vaginalis G3 is the source of this 2103-nucleotide messenger RNA. Its product is annotated as leucine-rich repeats (6 copies)-containing protein. The transcript has a single exon. The record is from RefSeq and is a predicted model, not a curated record. Lineage: Eukaryota; Parabasalia; Trichomonadida; Trichomonadidae. Bases 1 to 2103 code for a protein of 700 amino acids.
AUGUCUGAAAUAAAUAGUGAAGCAUUUAUGAAUUCAAACAUUAUAAAUCUCACAACACCAAGCACAAUAAUGACGGUGUAUUCAAAUGCAUUUAAGUAUUGUCCUUUAGACUAUUUCUAUCUAAAUGAAGGAAUUACAUUAAUUGAUAAUAGUGCAUUUGCUUUUAGUAAUAUUACGAAUAUUACUUGUCCUAGUACUUUAGAAACAAUAGGUUCAUAUGCCUUUAAUUCAAGUAAAUUAGAAUCAAUAACUUUCAAUAGUUCAGUUUAUUUUCAUGAUUAUUUAUGUGCAUAUACUCCAAUGGAGUUUCUUGAAAUACAUGAAGGAGUUACUGAAAUUCAUUCUUAUUCACUUGCAUAUACAAACUUAAAAGAACUUAUUAUUCCCGAUACUGUUACUUCAAUUGGCUCAUUUGCGUUCAAACAAAGUACUCUUCCUAAUAUAACUCUUCCAGUAAACUAUACAAAUAUUGGAGUUUCGACAUUUGAAGAGGCAGGUAUAAAAUAUUAUAAUGUCACUUCGAAUAUCACAUUUAUCAACUAUUAUGCAUUUAGGAAUAGCAGAAUAUUGAAUAUCACACUUCCUAAGUCAUUGAAACACAUCGAAUUUGGUGCUUUCGAAGGAUCUGAUAUUGAGUACAUAGAAAUACCAGAUGGAAUUAUUAAUAUCACACAUAGCCUUUUCAAAGAUAGUAAACUAAGAAGUAUUAAACUUCCUGAGAGUGUUAAAAACCUUCAUAAUCAUUCAUUUUAUGGUGCUGUAAUUACUGAUUUAGUUCUCUCAGAUAACAUUGAAAAAAUCUAUCAAUAUUCAUUUGCUUUUUCAAAUUUGACUACUAUUCAUUUACCAAAAUACUUAUCUAUAAUUGGAUAUCAUUGCUUUAUGCAUACACCAAUGACAUAUCUAGAAAUGAAUCCAAACUUUCAGAUUUUCAAUGAUUCAGCCCUUGCUGAUUCAAACAUUACAAACGUCGUUUUACCAUCAUCAUUAUCGGUAAUAGGUGAAUAUUGUUUCAAUGGUUCAAAUGUUACAUACCUUCAAUUACCAGAAGGAUAUGGUGGAAUCAAUUCAAAAUCAUUUGCAAGUAGUAAGAUUAUUGAAAUCAAUAUGUCAUCAACAAUUUCUUCAAUUUCCAGUUAUGCUUUUAUGUUUUGUCCAAUGACAUCACUUGUAAUUAAGAAUAAUACGGGAUGGAUCGGAGACCAUGCAUUUGCAGGAAGUAAAUUGGUUAAUAUUACUUUCCCACCAACAAUAUAUUAUAUUGGACCAUGCGCAUUUGAAGAAUGUCCUUGUGAAAAUGUAACAUUGUAUGAAAGGUUUCAAAGCAUUGGAAAUAAUGCAUUCACAAAUAGUAGCGUAAAGUAUUUAAUACUUAAGAAUGUAAGUUCAAUUGGAUAUCAGGCAUUUUACAAUUCAUCAAUAGUUUCAAUACAAUUCCCUGACCAUGUAAAUAUGAGUAUUUACUAUGAAGCAUUCAGAAAUUGUAUUCUACCAGAGAUAAUCAUACCAUAUGGAACAGAAGAAAUCGGCAAAUUUGCAUUUAGAGGUACCAGACUUGAGAAAUUAUUCAUUCCUGCAACAGUUCGAAGAUUAUAUAAUUGGUCAUUUGUAGGAUGUCAAAUCAAUGAAGUUAUCAUUGAAGAAGGAUUCACAACAAUUCCAGAGUAUUAUUUCUCAAUGGCAGACAUUUAUCAUAUUACUCUUCCAUCGACAAUUUCAUAUAUUGGAAGAUAUGCAUUCAUGGCAGCAUGGUUCAGUGAAAUAACAAUUCCAGCUGGGUGCACUAUCUCACACCAUGCAUUUGAAAACUGUCAAAUGCUUACAAACAUUACAAUUGGAGCGAACUGUGUCAUUAAUAUAGAUGCAUUUGUUCUCUGCAACAAUACGAAGAUUGUCACCGCUGGCAAGAAUAUUGAAUACAAAGAUAUGGUUUUUGGUGAAUUGAAGAAUAUAGAGCUUAUUUAUACAGGACAAACUGACCCAACAGACGAAAAUACAAUAAAAAACUAUAAACAAAUUGCCUCAAAAGUUAAGGUUCCAUGUGAAUAUGCAUCCACAACAUUUUGCGGCAUUAAUGCUAUUAAACAGGAUGGAUGCACUUAA